Molecule: messenger RNA, 2779 nt
Organism: Dreissena polymorpha
Lineage: Eukaryota; Metazoa; Mollusca; Bivalvia; Myida; Dreissenidae
Product: alpha-2C adrenergic receptor-like
Exons: 2
Coding region: 399-1664 (421 amino acids)
Biological process (GO): G protein-coupled receptor signaling pathway
Cellular component (GO): membrane
Molecular function (GO): G protein-coupled receptor activity
Source: RefSeq, a predicted model, not a curated record
CCUUUAGUGGAAGAUGUGCAUGACCUUACAAACAUUUAUGUCAGACUUAGGGAAGAUCUGAACGAGUUGACAAUCCUUAAUGCCAGACGUAUGAAAAUCUGAGCGACCUCACAAUUACUGCGCCUAACAAAUACUGCGAAAUGUGUCUGACAGUUGGACAAAUCUGACAACAAAUGGCAUUGUUUAAUAUACAUUUGGGCAUGGUCAUUCACAAAAUCGGACAAAAAAAUUGAAAGUGCACAAGUAACAUGCAUCAAUAUCUGAAAGAUUGACUUAACUUUUUACAAGAUUCUAGUCUAGUCAGGUGCUUUUGGUGGGCCUUUCUGUUGUUCCGUGAUGUCUCCUCUACACACCGCCCAUCUCAGCUUCUGAAAACAUAUGAGUUCUGUCAGUCGACAAUGAACGCCUCCAAUGGUGUAAUGAACGUGACGUCAUCGAUUCUGCUUUACAUUACUUCCGGACCAAGCAUCGACCAGCUUAACGAUGAUGAGUUCGUGAUUCUGGUUCCGUCAUUCAUACUCAUCGUCGCAGUGGUUCUGAUUGGACUGCCGGGAAACAUUCUGACCAUAUGGGUCUACAAGACCAAGAUGCGGAGGACGGCGUCCCGAAUAUUUAUAUUGGCCCUGGCCAUUUGCGACUUAAUAAACUGCGUCAUCACCAUGCCGGUAGAGAUCAGCAUAAUCGCGCGCUACUGGUCCUAUGACUACCCACUGCUGUGUACAAUCGGUCGAACUCUGACUUAUGUUUUUAAUGGGACAUCUGCUUUGCUCCUUUGUGGAAUCGCAUUCGAUCGCUUCCGGAAGAUCUGCCGACCAUUGAAGCCCGUAUUCACGCCGAGGACAACCAAAUUCAUUUGCUGUGUGUCGUUUGCGUUAGUGAUGGGUUUCUACGUUCCGGGUUACAUCAUUUAUGGAACGAACACUGUUAAUAUUUCUACUGCGAGAAAACAUGUCGUAAUUGUCGGAAAGCGGUGUCAGCUACGCGACGAGUACAAGAACUCAAAACUGGUCCCCAUAAUUUUGGGCGUCUGGUUCUUAGGCACUGUUGCAGUUCUCUUUGCGCUGGUCAUCAUAUACUCGUUAAUUGGUCGAGCGGUUUUUAAUCGACUAAGACUGGAGGAAAAACGACGCAGCUCGGUCCCAAGCGCCAUGACACAGAAGCCGAAACUGCGCAGAGUUGUUGCAGACGAUUCCUCAAAGACGAGUUGUUCAUUUGAUGACGGAGAGAUCAAGGAGAAAUCAAAGCGACAACAUCAAUCGGCGGUGUUAAAAUCGAUGUCCGUGCCUGUGCAAAAAGAAAUCAGUCGGACUUUAAAAGAAAGGUUCCGUCUUUCGGCUCCCAACUCUUACACCAUUGAUAAAGUCAAAAAGGAAAACAUGUCUCGAAGAAUUCGCGCGGGAAGAACCACUGUCAUGCUCUUUUCAGUUACGGUCGCUUACAUCAUUAGCUUUUUACCAUUUGUAAUAAUUGUAAUUCUGCGAACAUCUAUUCCAGACUUGGAGAAUCGUUUAUCAAUGAUUGAGCAGAGCAUUUGGCAAUUUUGCAUUCGGUCGUAUGUCAUUAAUUGUGCAAUUAAUCCUAUUUUGUACGGAUUCUUCAACAAAGAUUUUCGAGAGAAGACGAAACAGUUGAUUAGCUGGUGUUUACUAAAACGAUGUGCAUAAGGCCUUUUCCAAGUUAAUGAAUUUCCCAAAAAGGGAUACCCUUGAACCUGAAUUACAAAUAUUAUCUGUGCUUUUUUAGCUUUAUACAUUAAUGAUGAAGUUAAUAUUUGACGCAAACAAUUUAAAAAAAUCGAAAUCAUUGUCAAAUGCGGGCUUUUGUCACUUUUUCUUAAACAAACUUCUACGAGAUUUUCUACAUUGUGAUGUUGGGAUGGUAUAAACGCAGUACUAGAAGGAAAAUUAAUGUAUUUAAGUGUUUGAUUUUUUUAUUUGAGUUUAAUGAUUCUUCUUCUUAUGAUAGGCUGAUGUGGUAUAUUUUGUAUUUCAAUCGUGAUGUUUUGGUAAAAGCUGAAUUGUUAAAUACCCUUAGCUAUAUGAACGCCGUCUUGAUAAUCGGCGUACACUCCUACGGAAUACCGUAAAGGCCAUCGUGGUUACACAUUAAAAUCCAGAGGGCGACAAUGCGGUAGUACGAAAGCGACAAUGCGUCAGUACGAUGGCGACAUGCGACAACGCCGUAGUACGAUGGCGACAAUGCGAUAAUACGAUGGCGACAAUGCGACAACGCGAUAGUACGAUGGCGACAAUGCGAUAGUCAUAUCGUACUGUCGCCAUCGUAUCAUCGCAUUGUCGACAUUGUUCUUUCGCGUUAUCGUAGUGUCGUCAUCGUAUUAUCGCAUUGUCGCCAUCGUACUAUCACACUGUCGCAAUCGUAUUGUCGGAUGAUGAUGAAUGAUGAUGAUGAUGAUAAUGAUGAUGAUGAUGAUGAUGAUUAUGAUGAUGAUGAUGAUGAUGAUGAUGAUGAUGAUGAUGAUGAUGAUGAUUAUGAUGAUUAUGAUGAUCAUGAUGAUGAAUACCCUUAAGGAGGACAAACAUUCGGUAGAAAUAUACUUUCUGUAAUAGAGGUAAACAACACACACAUGCGAAGAUGAACAAAACAAAGUUUGUUAAAUUCAUGUUUUGUUAAUAUCAAUAAUUUAAAAAUGUCAACAAAUGCAAGUGUAUUAACUAUGACCGAUAUCCCGUUUGAUUCGAAAUUUCAAAUACAUGGAACACGCACUGUUGAUCAAUAGGCUUGCAAUAAACUGCAAAAACUCAUGUAUUUGCGAAUGAUA